UCGAAAAGGUUGGAGAUGAAAAGUUGUGACAAAUUUAAGAUAUUCAAUUCAGAGCCAAAUUCUUUGUGUUUGGACCAUAAGGUUCACUUUCGUGAUUUAGAGGUCUUAGAAUUGAAGAAUAUUAGUUUUGGAAAGAUUUGGGAUAGCCAACUUUCAACUUCUUCUUAUCAAAAUUUGACACACUUGACCUUAUUUGAAUGUGACAAAAUAAAAUAUGUGUUCCCUUUGUCAAUAGCCAAAAGCCUCCAACAACUCCAAUACCUUGAGUUAACAAGUUGUAAGGUUUUAGAGAUAAUUGUUACUCCAGAAGAAGGAACAGAAGCAGCUAUCAAUUUUUUCUUUCCACAGGUAAGCACAGUAAAGCUUCAAUAUCUACCAAGGUUUACAGAUUUCUAUCCUAGAAUACAUACUUCAGAAUGGCCAAAAUUGAGAGAGUUGGUGGUCGAAGAUUGUCCUAAAUUUAACAUGUUCACUUCAGAGCCAAAUUCCCUAUGCUUGGACCAAAAGAUCAACCAUGAUUUGGAGAUAUUUCAAGUAAAGAAUGGUUGGAAAGAGAUUAGUUGGCGGAGUCAAUUUAAAAAACUUGAAAUCUCCUAUUAUAAGUCAGUGCUUAUUCCACUUUGGCUCCUUCAAAGAUUUGAAAAUCUUACAUGUCUUUUUGUUGAUGGUUGCCAUGAGUUGGUUAACUUAACAACACCUUCAAUAGCUAGAAGUUUGGUGCAGUUGAGAGGAUUGAAGAUAUCAUGUUGUGAAAUGUUGAUGGAAAUAUUAGAAAUUGAGGAGGAUGCAACAACUGAAAUCGUUUUUGAGAAUUUGAACAAGUUGUCAUUUGAAUGUUUGGAAAAUCUUGCAUGCUUCUGCUCAGGGAAUUACACUUUCAAUUUCCAUUCAUUGGAAGAAUUAAAUAUAGCAAAUUGUCCUAAUAUAAAGACCUUCUGUAGAGGAAUCUUGAGCACUCCAAAGUUACAGGAAAUUAGUUAUGAGGGAAUGAAAGUAAAGAAUAAGGGGAAUGAUCUUAAUAAAACCAUACAAAAAUUAUAUAAAAAGAAAAACCAGGAUAUCUCUCUUGAUUUGAAUUUCAAGUUCAAGACAUUCCACCAUGAUAAUUCUACGGAGAUUGCCUACAACCAACAUCCGACUUCCUUCUAUCAAAAUUUGACACACUUGUUCUUGUUGAAAUGUGGAAAUAUAAAAUAUGUGUUUCCAUCUUCUAUUGCCAAAAUCCUCCACCAACUCCAACAGCUAAGGAUUCAAAAUUGCAAGGCUUUAGAGGAGAUUGUUGCAAAAGAAGAAGGAGCAAAUGCAGUUGUCCAUUUUGUCUUCCCAAAUAUAACCUUAUUGAAAUUUGAAGAUCUACCAGAACUUAUAGCCUUCUACCCUGGAAUAUAUGCUUUAGAAAUGCCAAAGUUGAAAGAGUUGGUAAUCAAAGAUUGUACCAAAUAUGCAAGCUUAAAAGAAAACAAUGUGAAGACUGAGCUUAAUAUUUUAGCUCCAAAAUCUAUCUUCCUGGACAAUAAGGUUCACUUUCGUGAUUUAGAGGUCUUAGAAUUGAAGAAUAUUAGUUUUGGAAAGAUUUGGGAUAGCCAACUUUCAACUUCUUCUUAUCAAAAUUUGACACACUUGACCUUAUUUGAAUGUGACAAAAUAAAAUAUGUGUUCCCUUUGUCAAUAGCCAAAAGCCUCCAACAACUCCAAUACCUUGAGUUAACAAGUUGUAAGGUUUUAGAGAUAAUUGUUACUCCAGAAGAAGGAACAGAAGCAGCUAUCAAUUUUUUCUUUCCACAGGUAAGCACAGUAAAGCUUCAAUAUCUACCAAGGUUUACAGAUUUCUAUCCUAGAAUACAUACUUCAGAAUGGCCAAAAUUGAGAGAGUUGGUGGUCGAAGAUUGUCCUAAAUUUAACAUGUUCACUUCAGAGCCAAAUUCCCUAUGCUUGGACCAAAAGAUCAACCAUGAUUUGGAGAUAUUUCAAGUAAAGAAUGGUUGGAAAGAGAUUAGUUGGCGGAGUCAAUUUAAAAAACUUGAAAUCUCCUAUUAUAAGUCAGUGCUUAUUCCACUUUGGCUCCUUCAAAGAUUUGAAAAUCUUACAUGUCUUUUUGUUGAUGGUUGCCAUGAGUUGGUUAACUUAACAACACCUUCAAUAGCUAGAAGUUUGGUGCAGUUGAGAGGAUUGAAGAUAUCAUGUUGUGAAAUGUUGAUGGAAAUAUUAGAAAUUGAGGAGGAUGCAACAACUGAAAUCGUUUUUGAGAAUUUGAACAAGUUGUCAUUUGAAUGUUUGGAAAAUCUUGCAUGCUUCUGCUCAGGGAAUUACACUUUCAAUUUCCAUUCAUUGGAAGAAUUAAAUAUAGCAAAUUGUCCUAAUAUAAAGACCUUCUGUAGAGGAAUCUUGAGCACUCCAAAGUUACAGGAAAUUAGUUAUGAGGGAAUGAAAGUAAAGAAUAAGGGGAAUGAUCUUAAUAAAACCAUACAAAAAUUAUAUAAAAAGAAAAACCAGGAUAUCUCUCUUGAUUUGAAUUUCAAGUUCAAGACAUUCCACCAUGAUAAUUCUACGGAGAUUGCCUACAACCAACAUCCGACUUCCUUCUAUCAAAAUUUGACACACUUGUUCUUGUUGAAAUGUGGAAAUAUAAAAUAUGUGUUUCCAUCUUCUAUUGCCAAAAUCCUCCACCAACUCCAACAGCUAAGGAUUCAAAAUUGCAAGGCUUUAGAGGAGAUUGUUGCAAAAGAAGAAGGAGCAAAUGCAGUUGUCCAUUUUGUCUUCCCAAAUAUAACCUUAUUGAAAUUUGAAGAUCUACCAGAACUUAUAGCCUUCUACCCUGGAAUAUAUGCUUUAGAAAUGCCAAAGUUGAAAGAGUUGGUAAUCAAAGAUUGUACCAAAUAUGCAAGCUUAAAAGAAAACAAUGUGAAGACUGAGCUUAAUAUUUUAGCUCCAAAAUCUAUCUUCCUGGACAAUAAGAUUAAUUUCAAUUUGGAGGUAUUUGAAUUAGAUGAUGGUGAGACAAAUAUUUGUUGGCAAAGUCAAUCUAGAACUCUUACAAUCAAUAAGGAUAUCUCCGCACUACUUCGACUCCUUCAAAGAUUUGAAAAUGUGAGAGAGCUUCGACUAUAUUGCAGUCUAUAUAGUGACAUUAAGAGCCUAUGUGAUCUUCCAAAUCUUGAAAUUCUAGAAGUAGAUUAUUGUUACAAAUUGAUGAGUCUAGUGCCAUUCUCAGGUUCUUUCCAGAAUCUUAAAGUUUUGAAGGUAAGUUCAUGUGAUGGAUUAAUGAAGUUAAUUACACCUUCAGUGGCUACAAGUUUGGUGCAAUUGAGAGAACUGCGCAUAUUAAAUUGUGAAAUGUUGACUGAAAUAGUAGAAAAUGAGGGAGAUGCAGCAACCUGCACAAAAAUUGUUUUUAACAAUUUGAACAAGUUGUCACUUAUAUUUUUAGAAAGUCUCACAUACUUUUGUUCUGGGAAUUACUCUUUUAGUUUUUCAUCUUUGGAAGAGUUAAUUAUAGAAUAUUGCCCCAAUUUGGAGAUUUUUUGUCAAGGAAGCAUAUGCACACCAAAGUUAGACAGAGUCAUUUACAAGUUUGAAGACAGAGUCAUUAAGUUUGAUGAAGCUAAGAUUGUGACAGUGGUAGAGAUUGGGGAUAAUGACUUGAAUACAACUAUACAACAAGAAUACAAAAACAGAAGGAAUUGACAGGAUCGUCAGAAGGAGAAGAAGAGGACUAGAACCUGAUGACAAGCAUGGAAGAUGAAGAAGAAAGCAGCAAUGGAUGUCCUCCGAGGAAGAAGCUUCGUCUCUCCAAAGA
Messenger RNA from Mangifera indica (mango), 3796 nucleotides. RefSeq lists its product as uncharacterized. The transcript is spliced from 9 exons. Bases 16 to 3684 code for a protein of 1222 amino acids. NCBI's taxonomy places the organism in Eukaryota, Viridiplantae, Streptophyta, Magnoliopsida, Sapindales, Anacardiaceae. The record is from RefSeq and is a predicted model, not a curated record.